Messenger RNA from Asparagus officinalis (garden asparagus), 1010 nucleotides. RefSeq names its product RNA-binding protein 8A-like. The coding region runs from base 84 to 689 and encodes 201 amino acids. The transcript is spliced from 5 exons. Gene Ontology annotation, cellular component: nucleus; exon-exon junction complex; cytoplasm. The record is from RefSeq and is a predicted model, not a curated record. Gene Ontology annotation, molecular function: mRNA binding. Lineage: Eukaryota; Viridiplantae; Streptophyta; Magnoliopsida; Asparagales; Asparagaceae. Gene Ontology annotation, biological process: RNA splicing.
CACUCGCUUUUUUCACCCUCACGAGCUUGGUGCUCUUCCUGAAGUCCACAGAGAAACGAAAAAGAGGAGAAAAGAGGGGCGAAAUGGCGGUGAAUGGGGCUGACGUGGAGGUGGUCGAUUUCGAGCCCGACGAGGACGAUCUAAUGGACGAGGACGCCGGCGCUGACGUGGACGCCGGCUCAACCGUCCCCAGGCUGAGAUCCGCCAUCGCUCCCGCCGCCGGCGAUCUCUCCGGUGGGCCCAAGAAGACGAAAGGGAGGGGUUUUAGAGACGAAGCCACCGCCGAUCGAAGCAGUCGCUUGGCGGGAAAAGACUUCGAUUCCCUCGAUUCCGAUGGAGGCCCCGGCCCCCUUCGAUCCAUAGAAGGAUGGAUUGUUCUAGUCACUGGAGUUCAUGAAGAGGCACAAGAAGAUGAUCUCCACAACGCCUUCCGUGAAUUUGGGCAGAUAAAAAAUCUGCACUUAAAUCUGGACCGUCGCACUGGAUUUGUUAAGGGAUAUGCACUGAUUGAAUAUGAGAGCUACAAUGAAGCACAUGAUGCAAUUCAAGCACUUAAUGGGUCUGAGCUUCUUACUCAAACCAUUUAUGUUGACUGGGCAUUCAGCAAUGGGCCUUUCAAGCGUAGAAACAUGCGAAGGAGAUCCCCACGUGCACACCGUUCAAGGAGUCCACCAAGGAGGAGAUACUGAGAAUUCUUGAUACAUUUUGUCAGAGGUGGUGAUCAGUGUGUUUACAUGAUUUGCUCGACUCCUCGCAAUGCCUUUGAGAUGAAUGGUUUCAUAUGAGUAUAUAUUUGGUUACCUCAGUUAUUGUCUGCUGAUGUAUCUUUCAACUCAUGGUGUUUAUUAUCCAGACUUGUUUAUCUAUCAGAUGAUUUUGCACUUUGCGACCGCUGUAUGGUUUGAGGAGUUGUACUAAUGACAUGCUUUUCGAGAAGAAUGCUAGUUUUUUUUACCGUUAACAUUGUGUGUCAACAACAUUACCUGUUAACUACUUUUCUAUGCUGUGUU